Botrytis cinerea B05.10 is the source of this 2731-nucleotide messenger RNA. RefSeq lists its product as hypothetical. Bases 271 to 2448 code for a protein of 725 amino acids. The transcript has 2 exons. NCBI's taxonomy places the organism in Eukaryota, Fungi, Ascomycota, Leotiomycetes, Helotiales, Sclerotiniaceae. Gene Ontology annotation, biological process: lipid metabolic process. The record is from RefSeq and is a predicted model, not a curated record.
GUAAUUGUAAAGGUAAGGGUAUCGCAUUUCCUCCUUUUGUUUCACGAGCAUUUCUCUCUUUGCGUUUGUGAGGCUGUUCUCUGUUUCGACUUGCUAUUCCCUGUUCCUUUCUCUCCAUUGUUUUGCAAGGCAUUGCUCGCAUCUCUGGGUUUCAAUUGGUAGGUUGAAUUGUUCGAGUUGGUGUUUGUAGAUUACGAGAGACGGGGGCAGGGGAUAUAAGGAUCGUCGAUUUCCAUGAUUUUGAGAGCUCCACUCGAGCCAAUAAUUUGAAUGACUUCGAGGUUCAAUUCGAAGAAAUUCGAGUACGUACGAUAUUCUGCCAUGCCUAACGAACCGGAACCCGAAUCCGCCUAUGCGGACCAGGCUGCGAAGCUCUCUCAUGUCGACCCUGAGGACGAUCAUGAUGGCGCUGGAACAGCGAUGAGAGCGGACUAUCUGACGGCAAGAGAUACAGUGGUUGUUACGGAGGGUGGAGGUCGAUUGCCUGGGCCUCCGUUGGAGGAAUCUGAGAGAUUGAAUGGACUCAGGAGGCAGGCGAGAGGAGUUGGUGGUAACAUGAUUAGUGAAGUCGAACGGUCAGAAGAGAUCGUAGGCGAAGAGAAUCGAUUGGCAGCGGGCGAGAAAGCGAAAGAUUCGCAUGAUGUUGGAGGGAACGACGGGCAAACAACAGGCCAAGGCUCUCUUCAGAAGACUAUGCCACCCUCGCAAACACAUCCUUUAUUCCCACCUCUGCCGCUAUACGGCCCGUCGUCAUUCACAAGAAAUUUACAAUGUUGGACAUUCAGGACUACUAGUUUUUUCAUUACCUGUGCAGUUCUGGUAACUAUUAUGAUGGGAGCGGGAGUUAUGACUGUGCCAGCUAUUUUUAGUUAUUUAUGGUGUAAGGCUACAUUCAGGGAUCCAUGGCAAGGGCGGGUAUUCUACGAAGAAGAGAAAUUACGAAAAAGGAAGAGGCAAGAAGAGGAAAAUCGUUGGAAGAAGAAGAACCGCCAAAAAUUAUCCAAGGAAAAAGUGAAUGAUAUUGAAGAUGAUGCGGGGCAAGGGGAUUUCGUACCAACGGAGGGAGGUAAAGAUCCGCUGGUUUGCGAUGUGGGAUAUUAUGCACGAAGGGUGGGACUAGACGUCGAGGAACUAAAAGUUCAGACAGAAGAUGGAUUUGUCAUUGUCCUUUGGCAUGUAUACGACCCAAGCGAAUAUACGCCCAUGACGGCGGAGCAACGAGCGGCUCGGGGCCCAGAAUUGUUCACUGGUCGGGGCCCAAGUCGACCACUUUCUUCAGAUCAUAAUCGCCAAUCAAAGUAUCCCGUCCUAAUGAUUCACGGUCUCUUGCAAUCAUCUGGUGCUUAUUGUACCAAUGAUGACCACUCCCUGGCAUUCUAUCUAUGCAAACAAGGCUAUGACGUUUGGCUCGGCAACAAUCGAUGCGGAUUCACGCCAGAACAUACACUUCUUGACUAUGCUGAUCCUCGCAUGUGGUCUUGGAAUAUUCGACAGAUGGGUGUUCUGGAUUUGCCAGCACUUACCUCUCGGGUUUUAUCCGAAACUGGCUUCCCCAAACUAGCCCUCAUUGGUCACUCUCAAGGGACAACUCAAACAUUUGUCGCGCUCGCAAAAGAGCAACGGCCUGAACUGGGUGAAAAAAUCAGCGUAUUUUGUGCAUUGGCCCCAGCCGCAUAUGCGGGACCGCUUAUCGACAAGGGUUAUUUCAAAUUCGUGCGCCUGAUUUCUCCUUCGUUCUUUCGCAUCAUCUUUGGCAUUCAUGCUUUUCUUCCGUAUAUGAUGGUCUUCCAUAAGAUUAUUCCAGGAAAGAUUUUUGGUACUCUAGGAUAUCAUGUAUUCCACCUUUUGUUCAGAUGGAGUGAUGCUAGAUGGGAUAAAGGAACCCGAGAUCGAUGUUUUCAAUUCGCUCCUGUGUAUGUAAGUGCGGAGAGUAUGCGGUGGUGGCUAGGGAUGGAUGGCUUUGCAAAGCACGGGUGUAUAUUAUCAACGAAAGAGGAGAGUAUGCAGGAAGAUGAGGAGGACAGAUUAGAGACAUUGGAGAAUGAAGGAAAGAGAGAACCUAAGAGGAGUAGAGCUUGGUACAAUGAGCAGGUACCCCCGUUUGCAUUAUGGGUGUCGGGAUCCGACGAUUUGGUCGAUGGAAGAAAGCUACUCCAGAGAUUUGAAAAAGGAAGAGAACCGUGUCUGAAGAUCGUGCAUCAGAAGGUGAUAGAGGAGUAUGAGCAUUUGGAUGUUAUCUGGGCCGUGGACGUCCUUGAAAAGGUAGGCCGAGAGGUCAAGGAAGUGAUUUGGAAGACGUGUUCAGCACCGGACCGAAGCAACUGUCGUGUUCCGCUUGGAUGUGAACGAGUAGGAGUUUGGGAUGGCGUAGAGAGGUCCGGUAUUUUUGAGAGUCGAGAUUUUGCAGAGAGUUGUCAAAAUCAAAGUGACAGUGACCUUACCCUGUGAGCAGGGGUCGAAGACUGUUCGAGUAUAUAUGACAAAAUUAAGGCGACAGGCAUCUAUGAGAACAGCUAGGAGAGGGGGGGGGUCAUCUCUUGCAUAAAUUAUGACGGCGUUCUCGGUACUACUACUGUAUAAACAUACUAAUAUAAUGUGGAUGGAUAGAAAUGGAAAGAAGCAAAUGGCGCAAUUGUCCUCGAGACUUAUACUAUCUAUAUUUAAAGAUCUAUAGCAUCAUAAAUCAUUUAAUUGGCGGUAUUUUAAUAGAAUGUAUUUAUUAACGAGGAUA